Molecule: messenger RNA, 838 nt
Organism: Hyaloscypha bicolor E
Lineage: Eukaryota; Fungi; Ascomycota; Leotiomycetes; Helotiales; Hyaloscyphaceae
Exons: 2
Coding region: 103-636 (177 amino acids)
Source: RefSeq, a predicted model, not a curated record
GGCAUCAAUCUUUUCGUCACAGCUGUAAGACGAUGUCGGGCGGUCUCCACACCAAUUAUCAAGUCAAGAGGGAGGAUAAAAAGCCUUGCGGGUUCGCUAUUAAUGUCAUCCAAUGGAAGUGGCGCGUGGAUUGGGCCUCAUCAGCGCGAGCUUUUUGGGCAGAAUGGGACUCCUGCAUUCGAGCCCGACCCUUCUUCAUGUAACCCAAACCCAUACCAACUGGGGCCGAAGCGAAGAUACGUGUAUAUAUGGCAAUGCGUGAGUUACUGCCCGAUGGCACAGCCCUAUUUCAUCGAACCUAACGAACGCCCGAAUAGUGUGCAUGCGGAUGCUCAGGCAUCAAUAUCAUGGUCACUACGUGUCCGGAAUGCGGUGUCCCAAGGUGCGCAUAUUGCCAUACAACAAAAGUGCAACUGCGGUAGGAUCGAGGAUUGGAUAUAUAUUGUCAUGGGAUGCCCUCAGACCCUCGGGUUGCCUUGUCGAAGAGGAUCUAGCUUGGUCGCCUUGUUGGGCUCCAUUUGCAAGGCUGGAGACGUGGAGAGUUGCUGUCGAGCGAAAUGGAUGGUUUUCAUAUGUUCAGAGAUGCCGGCGUCCUCAAAAGUUACGGGUUUGGCCGGUCCAAAAUGUACGAUAUGAAAAAGACGGUGUGUAGUUCUACUACCCUAAUAUGACUCAAUAAUGCUGCUACUACCAGGACCCUCAGCCCCUAUGGCGAAGCUUCAUAUUUUCAAUGACAACCUUCUCCCCUUAUUAUUUCUCCUUGAACAACAUUCAAACUCUUCUCUCCACACCGCUCUCGAUAGCUCGAAUAUGUCACCAGCGAUAACGACCAUCGAAU